GAUGAUGGACAACAAGUUAAAUCAACUAUGUAAAAAUCUUUUUUUCCUUAACGUGCAGACUCCUCGUCAUAAGUUCAUACAUUAAAGUAAAAGAACAAAACAUAUUUCUGCUGCACGAGGUAACAUAUUUACGAUGCCAAUUUUACUUAGUCAACUUGGCUUUUUUUUAAAUAGAAUCGACUGAAGAAGACACGAGGCGUCUGGGAGCUGUCUUACUUUUUGUUUUUGUGGUCAAGUAAAGGCCCUUGAUGAGUAGGUCUGUGCUGGGAAAACAAACUGAUCGUGCUGGUCCAAUUUCACUGAAGGCUGACCUCGGGUCUUUGAUCAGAUCCGACAGUCAAUUUCAAGGGUUCCUGCUCACGUGUGAGAAAAAACAAACAAACGAAUGAACAAAAGUGCAAAGCAAAAAAUAAACCAAACAGAACAAGGUACGUGAGCAGUUCUGGCGAAAAAGUCAAUGUUCCGAAAGAAGAGAGUGGCGCCCACUUUCACCCAGAAAAAAAGUUUCAUUUGAUCAAUAAAUAGUUUAACACUUAAAUAUCAAACUGACUAAAGAGGUUAUCUGGAGUGGAUAAUUAUGAUGAAAUUAUGAAACGUCUCGACGAACAAACAGCUGUGGAACUUGAGUUGCAUGUCAAAUGAGCGAAGUGGUUCAAAUUGACGAGUUUUUUCCCUCUUUUUUUUUUUUGGACAAGCUGGAGUCAUACCGGAAAAAGGCCCCCGGCUCAUUGCCAGCCUCCAUCUGUAAAAUUUGCUGCCAAAUUGCUAGAAACACGUAAGAGGUUAUACACAAUAGCUAGUUCAUGAUUUUUUUUUACUUCAAAUGAAAGCUUUUUCUUUGCUUAUCAGUUGUUAAAAAUGUCGUGGUUAGCACUGCGGAACUAGUAAUAGGCGACAAGAGAAAUCUGGAGUCUUGUUGAAAGUUCAUAGUCGGGGGAUGAAACCUUAGUGUGGAACGAGUGCACUGACUAGUAUUUCAAUGCGGUGCUGUUUAUUCCAAGGUACCAUUACAGCGGCCUUGAAAGGAAAAUACCAGAAAAAGUCCCCUUGUCUCAAAAGUUCAAUGGGAAACAGUGGCAAAUGAAUAAGGCUUGGUUGUUGUCGCCGCUCUCUCGAGUCCGGUCACGUUCCUCCCUAAGAAGUGCUUCCGUUGGAGAAGCGCGACGUUCUUAUAAAUGUAAACGUCCUUUUUCAAACGAGGACGGCACGAAGGUUUUAAGGCAAGAAAGGAUCUCUAUUACAAGAAUAAACGCUCGGACCUUGAGGAAAAAGACCGACUGCAAGCAGUGUUGACUGAGCACGCCACAUGCGUCAGCUGACAGGGACAUGUAAAGGGUAUCAUUCCGGAGCUAAAGUUAUGUGGCGAUUUUGUAGUAGAUGAAACUCUAGACUCGAAAGAAAGAAGUCGAGUGUUUUCAUUUAGUAUUGUUUAGCAUACUGCGUGUGUUGCAUGUGGUCGAAUGUAUCUGCCUAUAUUUAAUUUGACUGAAAUUGUGUAACCAUUCCAAUCGAACUCCGAGAGUUGAGCAGUACUUUAACAUGGAAGUGUUUCUGUUGCGUGUCCCUUCAAGCCACUACGAGUUGGUUCUAAUUUGCUAUUUUUUAUGCUUUGAAUGAAGCCGUAGUAUGUGACCAUUUAAAUUAAGGAUAUCAGUACUUUUAUGCCACGGUGAAGUUUUGAAUUUAUGGAUAAACUCCUAGUGUGUGGCCUUUGAAAUGAAAGCCAUUGAUCAGUCCACUUUCACGUGGUGCUAUUUAAUUUUCAAUAUCACUGGGGACGGCUUCUUUCUUCUAUUUAACUUGUUUAUGUACUUUAAAGACUUCCGUAUAUUAUGAUACGAUGUUUCCUAAGUAAUUGUUGUUUUUCAGUGAUAAAUUGCUUGUAAUUGACUCAUCUAUUUUCGCGACCAGAAUAGACCAUGUUUAAGCUUUGAAAAACAUCUCUUAUCGUCUUUGUUUGGAGGAUCUAGAUGAAGAUGCUGGAGUCUUAGUUCAGUUAUAUUUCAGCCCAUUACUCAGCGAGUAGAUCGCAGAUCAGUCAACUGCCAGUUAAAAAAACGGAUCAUUUCUUAGAUGACAAUUUAAAUUUUGACAAAUUCUUAGCAUGCUCAGCUUUCAUUAAGCCCAUCUGGACCCUCUGUUUUUAAUUAGCUUCGUAAGAGAUAUAUCUAGCAUUACUGAUGUCACCAACUGUAAAUUAAUGAUAACGUGUCUUAAAAGCUUCAAACGGUUCAAGGUGACACUCUCUACGGGAUUACCGCUUCCUUCUCGACACGCCCACCUACCGCCUUGCACAGAAACCCUUGCUUCGAACAUUGCUGUUAGGAUCGUCUCUUGCCUACAAAAAGAACGAUUCUUUAACAAAUCCUUUUGUUAUGCAUACGCUGUGUUAACAGCAUCUUGUCCUAUUCAAACUGUAACGCAUGCAUAGACUUUCUCAAAGACCUUUUUUUUUGCAGCAAGUCUACUGCAUGUGCAAGGCGGUCUAAACAUGGCAACUUGUACUUGAGGCCUCACCAUAAAUUCCGAAUCUCUAAUUUUCUUUCGUUUUAAAAUAAAAUUAUUCUAUAUUCUGGUUUUCUACUUAGGUUGAUUAAAAAGCUCUUCAUUUAGAACUGGAGAAGACCUACAAAAACAUCUUUGGAUAAAUUUUUCCGAUACUUACCUGAGACCCUCAGGAUGUGAACCUCUUUCGGCAUACUCUCGCCAUGCAGAUGUAAUCUUUGGGGCAUGACCUCCUAUCGCAACCAGAAUGUAUUGAAUGCGGUUUUAUCCACGCAAGGAUAUAUGUAAAUAUAAUGACCUGUUUUGAUGUCUACGUGCUCACUUACAAGGGAUGAAUUUCGUUACUACAGGAUUUUUGGUUACUUACUUCCCAACAUGUUGAUCUAAUUUAGUUACCCAUCAAAACAAGGACGAUUGAAACAGAGCUGCUUGUCACACCAGUGAGUCUGAAAAUCGUACCGUUACUCUCCGUGGCUCCAAAAGCUGAUGAUUAUCUUGACAGCGAAGGUAAAUCGUUUCUUGUUCGACUAAUCAAAUGGAAAAUCAAACGUCGUUGCAGCCGACUUUGCGAAGUAAUGAGACCAUUGUACGAUCCAACUGGACAUCAGUAAGUGCAUCACCAACGACCAUUUUCGUGGGAGAAACAAUUACAGCUCAGUUUCAAAUUCCUAAACUUGUUCUUUAUGGAGUUAUCUUGACGCUGAGCAUUCUUGGUAACGCGGCAGUUGUUUACAUUAUCUUGCAGUCUCGGCGAAGAAUUCGUAAGACAUCUUAUGUCCUUUUGGUCCUUAACUUGGCCAUCUGUGAUGCAAUUACACCCAUCAUAAGCAUUCCUAUCGACUGGGUUUUUGAGGAAUAUGACUACAGGUGGACUCUUGGAGCAGUCCUGUGUAAACUUCUUUGGCCUCUUCAGACAAUGUUCUCCACUUCGUCAGCGCUCACUUUAGCUAUGAUUUGUUUUGACAGAUACCGCGCAGUUGUCCACCCUUUCAAGGCACGCAGGGUGACAAAAACGCAUAUCAAGCACUGUAUCUUCGCGAUUCACUUCACGUCGUGUAUAUUCGUAAUACCUUACGUCGUUGUUCUGGAUCUGAAAGGAGAUGACUGCGAUGAGCAUUGGCCAUCUCCUGUCACCAGUUACAGAAAAGCCUACACUUUGAUUCUCUUUCUUGUACAAUACGGGAUACCCCUUACUUUGAUGGUAACUCUGCAUAGCUUAGCAUUAAAAACUCUUUGUGGUCAAUCUAAGCAUCUUAGAGAAGGAAGCACACACUCGAAGGCGUCCGAAUCGAUAUCAAGUAUGCAAUUCAGAAUUUCCGCUAGGAAGAAGAUGCAGAACAUUCACGUUACUAAAAUGUUUGUUAUGAUUGUCAUGGUGUUUGCACUGAGUAUGUUUCCCAACCAAGUCUUAUGGCUUUGGGUAGAUUUUGGCAAUGGUGGCAAAAAUGAAUACUUUGUUAUCAUAUCAGCAGUUUGCAGGUUGUUCACGUAUUCGAACAGUGUUCUUAAUCCUGUUAUUUAUGGCUUUUACAGCCGGGAGUUGCGCUCUAGCAAGGCAAAACUCACGAGUACUACUACUUCCGCGGGAAGGAACCCAGGCAUACAUUCUUCAGGUUUUAGAUACGCAGAACAUAGAUCUGCACAUGACGCAGAUAAAGCAGAUUUAGUAAAUCGCGGACAGCCUGACACAAGACACGAGAGAGCGAUUCAUUGCAAAUUCCCCGCUACAGGCGAGCAACGUCUUUUGCCAAAAUCUCUCUUAGGGUCUAUCAAAAAUCAUCCACUCGCAUUAAAAAAGGAUUGCCAUAGGAAUGAAGCUGCCCAAGGUCCCAUGAAACCGAUUGAAAACUGUACAAUCGCCCAAAAUGGUGUUCUGCGGAGUCCAUUAAGCCCUCUGCAUAACAGCGAGUCGGCAGAAGGGAUGCAAAAUGUGUUUUCCAUUCCUGAUUACACACAAAGGCAUUUUGAUAACAUUCGUGAAAGCAACUGUUGAGUUAAAACUGGCCCCUUGAUUCUUAGGCUUUUAAACGAAAUUACAUGUAAUUGCCAUGUCAAUGACAACUAGCAAGAUGGCAAUGGACUAAUGGAUAAUUUCUACUUUCAACAGCUAAUCCUCGUUAGUCGCGUACUCGUCCGGGAUGAUAGAAACAACAACCACCAACGUGUUGCUAACGAAACCAACCUUUACCUGUAUGCUAUGUGGAUCAUGGAUCAAUAAAUCUAUUAAGGGAACGAUAUACUCAACUAAAGAAUUCCACAAAUAGAGGAUAUUACAUGGUCCCUUGGAGAUAGGAGAUUUCUCUUCGAGUACGAAGAGAAAUUUUGUAUCUCCAAGCGGCCAUGUUAUGUUCUAUUUAUUACAUAAACACCAAUGAAAUACCAAGCCUUUCGCUGCGAAAAGCGCGACUCAUUAUAUAACCAUAGCAAUGGUGAUCCUUUUACUCUGGAGAUAACAUGUUAUUUUCACUUGUGGAGAUAUCAUGUUUUCGCACAUAAGCUCACCUGGUAUUUCAUUGAUGUCUAUAUAAUAAGAACUGUAUUUAAGCGUCGAGUAUUUAGCUGCAAUAACUAAUUGUAAACGCUACACCUAAGAACUUAGCUUUCAAUGAAAAAAGUGUAAUUCUACAUAAAUUAUAUGAAAUAUGUUUACAAAUUAGUAAUAAUGCGUUAGGUAAUGAACAGACAGCAGAUUUUGAAAUGUGUAAAAUUUCAAUCAAAAUGGUAACAGGUCAACAGAAACAAUAAACCUACAGUGUAUAAAUACGUGGUUACUACCAUAACAUUAACGCAACAGUAAUAUAACAUAAAGUUUAAGAAAGCAACUUAAUCAGAUGAAGACAUUCAGGUCUUCGAUAUUUCAUGGCCACAUUUCGACUAGUAUUAUUUUCUUUUUUUUUUUUUAUCACAGUAGUCUCUUUAUUGAUUUGGCCUCCAGCACUUUCAAACUCGGUAAGGUCAAAGUAUUUGAUUAUUUUUUUUUCCCGUUACUUCAUAUUUAAUAAAGGUACUCAGAAUAUAAAGAUAGUAGAAGGAGAAUGAGGGAUUAAAACAGAUUUAAGAGUUAUUCCUUAUAAAAAAACUUAGGAUGAGUAGUUGACCAAUUUAAAGCUUUAGACAGAACCCAAAUGAAACUGAAAGAUAUGAAGAAAUAUUUUAUGUGUUGGUGAUGGUUGUUUUUUUUUUAUUUCUAUAUUUCUUUGUUUGUUGAUUUAUUUAAAAAACAGUUCCAUGUACAAACUUUUCUUAGCAUUCGGCCAUUCAAAUGAAACCUAUAAACUACAAAAACAGUA
This is a messenger RNA of Orbicella faveolata, 5795 nucleotides long. Its product is annotated as galanin receptor type 1-like. Gene Ontology annotation, molecular function: G protein-coupled receptor activity. The record is from RefSeq and is a predicted model, not a curated record. NCBI's taxonomy places the organism in Eukaryota, Metazoa, Cnidaria, Anthozoa, Scleractinia, Merulinidae. Gene Ontology annotation, biological process: G protein-coupled receptor signaling pathway. Gene Ontology annotation, cellular component: plasma membrane.